AUGGGUGCCGCUGCCGGUCCCUCUGGGAAUGUAGGGGGUAUGGUUCCUGGCGCUUUCGGGAAUGCCGGGAGGACGGCUGAUGGCGCCUUUCUAAAUCGAGGAGGAAUGGCUGACGCUGGAGCCUUUGGGAGUGCCAGGGGCAUGGCUGGUGGUGCCUUCGGGUACGCAGGGAGGUCGGCUGGUAGUGCCUUCGGGGAUGCGGAGGAGUCGGCUGGUGGUGCCUUCGGGGAUGCGGAGGGGUCGGCUGGUGGUGCCCUUGGGAAUGCCGGGGGUAUGGCUUAUGGGGCCUUUGGGAAUGCCGGGGGGUCGGCUGGUGGUGCCUUUGGGAAUGCCGGGGGGUCGGCUGGUGGUGCCGAUGGGAAUGCCGGGGGGUCGGCUGGUGGUGCCCUUGGGAAUGCCGGGGGGAUAGCUGCUGGGGCCUUCGACAGUAGAGGGGGUGGUGAUGGCAGUGUUUCCAUCAAUGGCGCCGUUGAAGGCUCUGGAAAUGUCGGGAGGGCUACGGGCGGUGAUAACUGUGGGGGCGUUGGGGAUGGGAGUGGCGGAGUUGGCAAGUUGAAACGUCGCAAGAAGGGUUUUAGGUCCGCUAGGGAUCUCUCACGAACUGAUG
Messenger RNA from Perkinsus marinus ATCC 50983, 607 nucleotides. RefSeq names its product CSP, putative. The annotation marks the transcript as partial. The transcript has a single exon. The record is from RefSeq and is a predicted model, not a curated record. NCBI's taxonomy places the organism in Eukaryota, Perkinsozoa, Perkinsida, Perkinsidae.